AUUUCUUGAGGAGUAUGAUAUUUGCAGUUAUAUUUGUGGCAGUUAUCUUAAUCAUUCUUUCAUAUGUUUUGUGUGUUUCCUCUCUCUCUCUCUGUAUGUGGUUCUUGAUUUUGUUGGCCAAACCUUUUCUUUUGUACCUUCAAUGCCAUUAAUCCACAAAGCCAAAGAAUCCAUAGAAAAAGUUCCUAACGUCAAUCGAAUUAAAUUCCCCACUUUUCCACAAAACUAAAUCCCCCAAAAAUGAAUUUCCUUUGAUUUUUAGAUACAAAACCCAUCAUGGAUCUCGAGCGUCUAAGCCCAAGAAAUCCAAUCAAGAAAGAAUCUUGGUGGACGGUUCUGACUUUAGCUUACCAGAGCUUAGGUGUAGUCUACGGAGAUUUAGCAACUUCACCAUUGUAUGUCUACAAGAGCACUUUUGCUGAAGACAUAACACAUUCAGAGACAAACGAAGAGAUCUUUGGUGUUCUGUCUCUUAUCUUCUGGACAUUAACUUUAAUCCCACUUGUUAAAUACGUCUUUAUUGUUCUUCGUGCUGAUGAUAAUGGAGAAGGUGGGACUUUCGCUCUCUACUCUUUGUUGUGUCGCCAUGCUAGAAUUAGCUCUUUGCCCAAUUUCCAGCUCGCUGAUGAGGACCUUUCUGAGUAUAAGAAAACUUCCGGGGAGAAUCUGAGGAGUUUAAAAGUUCCGGGGUGGAGUUUGAAAAACACUCUGGAGAAGCAUAAGUUUCUGCAGAACAUGUUGCUUGUUCUUGCUCUGAUUGGGACUUGUAUGGUUAUUGGUGAUGGUGUUCUUACACCUGCAAUCUCUGUUUUCUCAGCAGUCUCUGGAUUAGAGUUAUCCAUGUCCAAGCAGCAACAUCAAUAUGUGGAGGUGCCUGUGGUCUGUGCAAUACUGAUACUCCUGUUCUCGCUACAACACUAUGGAACACAUCGUUUAGGGUUUGUAUUUGCUCCCAUUGUGCUUGCAUGGCUUCUCUGCAUAAGCACCAUUGGUGUAUACAACAUCUUCCAUUGGAAUCCUCAAGUUUACAAAGCAUUGUCUCCUUAUUACAUCUACAAGUUCCUCAAGAAAACUCGUAAACGCGGAUGGAUGUCUCUCGGUGGCAUCCUUUUAUGCAUUACAGGCUCGGAAGCUAUGUUUGCUGAUCUUGGACACUUCACUCAGUUGUCAAUACAGAUUGCAUUCACAUUCGCUGUUUACCCGUCGCUAAUCCUUGCAUACAUGGGUCAAGCCGCGUAUCUAUCUAAGCACCAUGUCCUCGAGAGUGAUUACCGGAUUGGAUUCUAUGUUUCUGUACCCGAGCAAAUAAGAUGGCCAGUUUUGGCAAUUGCUAUAUUGGCGGCUGUUGUUGGAAGUCAGGCAAUAAUCACAGGAACAUUCUCGAUCAUCAAGCAAUGUACUUCUCUAGGUUGCUUCCCAAAAGUCAAAAUCGUACACACUUCGUCGAGAAUGCACGGUCAGAUAUAUAUCCCUGAGAUCAAUUGGACUCUCAUGCUCUUGUGUUUAGCCGUCACAGUUGGAUUCCGUGACACCAAACACAUAAGCAAUGCCUCAGGUUUGGCAGUUAUUACCGUUAUGCUGGUAACGACUUGCUUGAUGUCUCUGGUAAUAGUCUUAUGCUGGCGCAAAAGCUCCCUCUACGCGCUUGCCUUCAUUUUCUUUUUCGGAACAAUCGAAGUUCUCUACUUCUCAGCUUCACUCAUUAAAUUCCUCGAAGGUGCUUGGGUUCCAGUCGCCCUCUCCUUCAUCUUCCUCCUCAUCAUGUACGUUUGGCACUACGGAACCCUUAAGCGUUACGAAUUUGACGUCCAAAACAAAGUCUCAAUCAACUGGCUCCUCACACUCUUCGGCUCCUCAAACCUCGGAAUUGUCCGAGUCCAGGGAAUCGGGGUGAUCAACACUGAGCUUGUCUCCGGCAUACCAGCUAUCUUUUCUCAUUUCAUCACUAACCUCCCGGCGUUUCACCAAGUCGUCGUCUUCCUCUGCGUGAAAUCUGUCCCUGUCCCGCAUGUGAAACCGGAGGAACGGUUUCUCGUUGGAAGGGUCGGACCGAAGGAGUACCGCCUCUACCGGUGUAUAGCCCGGUAUGGAUACCGCGAUGUACACAAAGACGAUGUUGAGUUUGAGAACGACCUCAUUUGCAGUAUCGCGGAGUUUAUUCGUUCGGAUAAACCAUUGAAUUACUCCCCGGACCCGGAAAACGAAUCUGGAACAAGUGAGAGGCUAACUGUCGUCGCGGCUUCUUCAUCCAAUCUUGAAGGCGUACAAAUCUUUGAAGACGAUGGUUCUGAUAAACAAGAACCGUCAUCUUCUUCGGAGGUAAUCGUGGUGGCUCCUUCUCCGAGAAUCAAGAAAAGGGUACGGUUUGUGUUACCAGAAAGUGCGAGGAUAGAUAGAUCCGCGGAGGAGGAGCUAACAGAGCUCACAGAGGCGCGUGAGGCAGGAAUGGCGUUUAUAAUGGGACAUUCGUAUGUGAGAGCAAAAUCGGGAUCAAGUGUGAUGAAGAAAAUCGCUAUAAACUUUGGCUACGAUUUUCUAAGAAGAAACUCGAGAGGACCUUGUUAUGGUCUCUCUACUCCUCACGCUUCUACUUUAGAAGUUGGUAUGGUUUAUAUCGUUUGACUAUACUUUUUUUGGUUUUUGUUAAAUCUGAAUAAACUUCAGUUUUGUAAAUUAUGAUAAAAAAAAUUUGUCAGAGUUCUUUUUCGUUGUUGUUGUAAUUUUUGUGUAGAGAUGUUAGAGUUGCGUGUGGCAUAAGUAAGAUAUGCUUUUUGUUUUUGUAA
Molecule: messenger RNA, 2783 nt
Organism: Arabidopsis lyrata subsp. lyrata
Lineage: Eukaryota; Viridiplantae; Streptophyta; Magnoliopsida; Brassicales; Brassicaceae
Product: potassium transporter 8
Exons: 8
Coding region: 277-2622 (781 amino acids)
Biological process (GO): potassium ion transmembrane transport
Cellular component (GO): membrane
Molecular function (GO): potassium ion transmembrane transporter activity
Source: RefSeq, a predicted model, not a curated record